UGUCGUCCACUUCCUCCUCCACAUCAACUAUUUCUUUGUUCUAUCUUCCACACCCUACUCCUUCUAGAUCAGAUCUAGAGAGGCCUUAGAAAGAGAGAAAGAAAAUCAAAGAGUUCUUGAUUUUUCUUAAUGAUUAGGAUCAAUCCUCGAAAUUUUUUAUAGGGCUGCUUUAAGUGAUAUCAAGUAAAAUACCCUAAUUCAAGCCCAAGAACAAAAUCUGUAAGUGAGUUAGCAUCCCAAGGAUUUUGGAGUUCUGAUCGAGAUAUCUCCAUAUGAAUACCAAUAAAGGUCGGAUACUUACGUGGCUACGGCAGCAACCCCUGACAUCUGCAGGAUUCGAUCCAAUAAAGGAGGGAAAAACGAUCAGGUGGAUUCCUCCUACUGGAGUACCGAAGAUCAAUUUGCAUGGAUGUUACAGCUAUUGAAUCUGCCACAGUCUAUAUAAUUAGAAAUCAUCAAGGAUAGUUGGGCAGAGCCCGAGGCAAGUUAUUGUUAUCUAUUUUGGUGUUUUUGUUGUAAGAUUAUCUAUUAGUUAAUAUAAAAUACGAAAAUAACAAACAAGUAAUUACAUAUAGAAAAAUAAAAUAUGUCGAUUUACGUGAUUCUAUCUUUGAUCUAUGCCCAUAAAUAAAGAUGGGGAGAUUCUACUGCAUCAAAAAUGAAAUACAAAGAAUGUGCGGCAUCUCAGAUAAUAAAAACAUGAUUACAAUAUAUCGUUACCAAACCUAAAACAAUGAAAAAAAACCAAAAUACUUAAAUAGACCAAUUAAAAUCCAAAAAAUGAGUUGGGUUGCAAUAUGGUCGGAGGUAUAAGUGGCUUAUUUAGAGCUACAGGCACAACAAAUAUGGAUAAAGGGUGAUUCUAAAACAGUCAUCGCUUGGCUUACUAAUUAUGUGUUGAACGGAUACCAAGACAACCCCAUCUUGGAGGACCUUAUGGCAUGAGAGACUACUUGUCAAGUUUUAUUGCUGUUCGUAUAUAUCAUGAAGCAAAUCGUGGUGCAGAUUUUUCAGCAAACGGAGCAAGGUAGGGGGAUAUCUCCUUUCCAUCAUCUGCCCAUUUAUUACCAGAAUUUACAGCAAUUCUGCAGGCGGAUGAAUGAUUGUUGCAUUUGAGCGAUCAUAAUAUAUGCCUACAGCAGAAUCUUCGGCUAGUUUGUUUUCUCUCAAUCGACUGAGACGGUCUGAAGUCUCUUUGUAUAUAUCUGUUGGGUUGGUUUUCCAUGUGAAUGUUAUAUGGCGGGUAGGUAGAUUCAUGGUUUCAGGUAUUUACAAGCUGUUUGUACUUUUUAAAUUUUGGCAGUUCCCCCUCUUAUACCGAAAAAAAAAAAAGAAAGAGAGAGAGAGGAAAGAAAGGAGAAGAAGAAAGAGAGAGCAAUGGAUCGUUGGUCGAGCGAUAUACUAAACCCGAAAAUGCCUUUGUUCUAAUACAAAGUUGGACCUUACUCCCUCUCAUCAAAUAAUAAAAUAAGCCCAAUCACCAAUCUCAUAUCAAUUUGUCCAGAUAGAAAUCUCUCACAACCAAGAGAAGCGGACCACCGGAUCCGCUCAAGUUCAACCUGCCGCUAGGCUAGCUUGCCUUGUGUACUAAUGAAACAAAACAUGCUGGACAGUGAGAUUAAACCAGGAUACCCAGAUCAUUAUUGGCAGCCCAACAUAGUGGCCCUACGUCGGCCACUGGGCUUGUGUACAAGGAAUCUGGGUCAGAAAUCCAAAGCAGAUGAGGUCAUCUACUGUUCCUUUGUGAGCAAUUAGCUGGCCAUUUUCACAAGGGGCCCCACCCUCUCUAGUGGCAUCCAAAGCGGAUGAGGUCACCUAAUGUUCUCUUGUGAGCAAGUAGAGGGCCACUGUCGCUAGGGGCCCUACUAUCCAGUGUUUUGCUGCUCGCUCUAAAGCCCUCCGGUUUCUGGCCAUCAAACACCAAAACAGCCCCUUGUAUUUGGGAUUGGCACCCCCCAAAACCAGUGGCACCUCGCAUGCGGUUUUCUCCCACUCUCCUCUACAAAUCGUAUGGCCCCUCCCACUUUCCUUCCCAUCACACUUAAAAACACCACCUCUUCCUCUAAUUUUUCAUCAUCAUUAGAGCUUAAUUAUUUCCACCAGCUCACAGAGAGAGCAGUGAUGGCUUCUGCGAGCAGGGCUUCUUGGGUCGUGGCUGCCAGUGUUGGGGCAGUGGAGGCCCUCAAAGAUCAAGGGGGUUUGUGUAGAUGGAACCAUGCUUUUCGGUCUCUCCACCAGCAUGCCAAGAGCAACAUGGGCUCAUUAUCCCAGGCUAUGAGGAUGUCUUCUUCCAUCGCUGAUGGAAGAAACAAAGGGGAGGAUGAGAGAGCUAAGCAGUCUGAGGAGUCCUUGAGGACGGUCAUGUACUUGAGCUGUUGGGGACUCAACUAGGGAGGUUGGAGUCCUUGUAAACCAAAAAUCUCUCCAAGUAGUUCUCUCCCUUCUGAAUUUUGGGAACUGUGAAUAUGAGAAUUAUUAUAUAUCUUGUGAAGGAAAAGUAAAAGCCAUCUUUAAUUUGCCUACGCUUUUGAGUUCA
Molecule: messenger RNA, 2536 nt
Organism: Elaeis guineensis (African oil palm)
Lineage: Eukaryota; Viridiplantae; Streptophyta; Magnoliopsida; Arecales; Arecaceae
Source: RefSeq, a predicted model, not a curated record